Rattus norvegicus (Norway rat) is the source of this 1912-nucleotide messenger RNA. Lineage: Eukaryota; Metazoa; Chordata; Mammalia; Rodentia; Muridae. The record is from RefSeq and is a predicted model, not a curated record.
UGCCACUAGGCCUGGUCUCACUUCCUUUUUUGUUUUGAGGUAGGAUCUCUCAAUGCAGCUCUGGAUGUCUUGGAACUUGCUAUGUAGACUAGCCUGGCCCCGAACUCACAGAUAUCUGCCUAACUCUGCCUCCUGAGUGCUGGGAUUAAAAAUAUAUGCCACCACAUCCAGCUCACCCUCCCUUUCUUGCUCUGGGUUCUUCUUGGGAUUGAACCUUUUCCAGGUAUUCCUACUUUCUGAGAUGCCAGGUCCCAGGCAGUAACUUUGGUUCUGAGUCUGCUUCGCCCCAUCCCAGUGACUCUGGAGCACCCCUGUCUCAAUCUCUUUUCUGUCUGCUUACUUUCCUGCCUGCUCAAGGAGGUCCCAAACCUCUCUGCCUGCACCCUCUGCCACACUUUCACCCCUCCUCCCAUUUCUUCUGAAAUUCCUUUUGCUUCACAGCACCUAUCGGAGCCAAGACUUGCUCUUAUGGCCAGCCCUGGGCCGCCUGGAGCUGGGCAGGGCCAGGAGGAAGAGGAGAGGGCAGGAGUCUCAGCAGGACAUCAAGCAGAGGUGCUGCAGCAGGCCCAGGAGCUCUUUGUCCUGUGUGACAAGGACGCCAAGGGCUUCAUCACUCGUCAGGAUUUGCAGGUGAAUCCCACAUCCAAGAGGUUGCUAGACACAAGGUCGACCUUAGCUGCUCACCUUGGUCCUUCUUGCCUGGUCAGGGUCUGCAGAGUGAUCUUCCCCUUACACCUGAACAGCUGGAGGCUGUGUUUGAAAGUCUGGACCAGGCCCACACUGGCUUCUUGACAGCCCGGGAGUUCUGUCUAGGCCUGGGUGAGCAGGCCCCAGCCACCCUCUUCAGGGCCCUGUGAGACCUGAUGUGUACCUCUCACAACUUCCCAGGCAUUCUGGUGCCUACAGAUAGGUGUAUGAUGAACUGUACCACCCCCAGCUACUAUACAGGGCAAUGGGCUGUGAGGACACUCUGGGUCGGGCUGCAGCGGGAGCGACCCGAGCUGUUGGGUUCUCUAGAGGAAAUUCUGAUGCGCGCAUCCGCCUGCCUGGAGGCGGCGGCCCGGGAGCGCGACGGUCUGGAGCAGGCACUUCGGAGGCGGGAGAGUGAACACGAGAGGGAGGUGCGCGGACUGUAUGAAGAGCUGGAGCAGCAGCUUCGGGAGCAGCGACAGCGCCGGCAGAGUCAGAACCCACCCCGGGAGGAAGAGAGGGGCCACCUGGAGCUGGAGCUGCAGACCCGAGAGCAGGAGUUGGAGCGCGCAGCCCUGAGGCAGCGAGAGUUGGAACAGCAGCUGCAAGCCCGGGCUGCAGAACAGCUAGAGGUACAAGCCCAGCACAUCCAGUUGCAGAGGGCCUAUGAGGCCUUACGGGCACAGCUGGACCAGGCGCAAGAGCAGCUCAUCCGACUGGAGGGCGAAGCACAGGGUCGUCAGGAGCAAACCCAAAGAGAUGUGGUUGCUGUCUCCAGGAACAUGCAAAAAGAGAAACUCAGCCUCCUAAGGCAGCUGGAGCUGCUGAGGGAGCUGAAUCUGAGGCUUCGAGAUGAGAGAGAUGCCUGUGAGACUAAGCUGCUGGGCAGUAGCCACAGGAAGGCUCUAGCUAUCGCCCACAAGCCGGGACCUAUCUACUGCUGCUGUUGUUGUGGCUGGGCUCGGCCCCCCAGACGAGGCUCUGGCCAUCUUCCUAGUGCCCGAUGACCAGCCAGCCACCAAAUGACUCACUUCCUUAUCCAGAGGACUAUUCUUAGGAGGGGAUUGGUCUUGGGUGGCGGUUGCUUGCUAAGUAUGUAGCUCUACCCAGAAAGCAUCCCAUGCCUGAAGGAACUAACCCUCAGAGUGGUCAGGUCUUCAGUCUUUAUCCUGUCUUCCUUAAUCUUUGUCUAAAGGACCAAUAAAGGCCACUGUAUACUGUG